AUGGCGAUGGAAGGAGUGAGCACCGAAGCCAGCUCCGCAAUGCAUGACCAGCUUGAGUCUUCCAGGCGGAAAUCUGAGCUGCCAGAGUGCGCGUUAGCCAACCUCGUUGUGGAUGUCCUUUUUCCAACUGACCGCUGCGGCGGCCCCGACGGAUUUGCCAUGGGGGACUCUCCCAGAAGACAGCUGCGGAGAUCCCCGCGCGCCGCGCGCGGCUCACAGAGCGGCGACGACGGUGACCCCGUAGGAACUCGCUGGGAGUGCCGCGUGGUCACGCCCGUUGUAGGCUUGAGCGUCGACUGCUUGUCGGCGGAAGGUUGCGGAGUGGUCGUGACCCCGCGCCUGACGGCGUCAGACAACGAUGGAACCCUGUCCACACAGGCGCGGACUGCGCCUACCUCUCUCCGAGGCGUACGUGUCACGCACGGCGAAGAAGAGGAAGACGCAGCGGAAAAGUCGCAGGUCACUCACAAGACCUUACAACCGAAACCCGGCGAGGACAACAGAGACAAGCACACGCAGCCGAUCAGGAUCUUCUUCGGCACCUGGAACACAGAGUACUCGGAGUUCCCAGCGGAGUUCAUUGCCGCGCAGAAGCAGCAGUGCGGUCGACAGGAGGAGAGGUACUGCAAAACAGCGCAGGCGAUGCAGCAGCGGCUGAAGAAGGACUCGAUUCGCAGACUGUCUAAGGACGAGACGCUGGGGCAGGCCUCAACUACCGGAACGGAGACGCAUGAAUUCUCCACGUGGUCGCUGGCGCCCUUUGAGGCGGAGGAGAGCGAGGAGGAUCGGAUCACAGUCGCAGGCGAAGAGGACGAUGACGACGCCUACGACGCCGACGACGCCGACGGCGACGGCGCAGACGUGGCGCCGAAGGACAAGUCGCACUUGCUCGAGGGCCUUUCGGAGGGACAGCAGCCCCUCAGAGACUGGCUAAAGGGCGGCUACGACAUCUACGUCGUCACUCUCCAAGAGGUCACAAGCGACAAUAUUUUCCAGGCGAUCUCGUUCUACCUCGAGAGCGAGAACAAGGAACCGUUCCUUCGCGUCGACAUGGGCGAAGGCAAAAUCUCCGGAUACGGGAAGGGCGCGUGGACGAAGAUGAAAUCGACUUCGAUGGCGUGCUGGAUCCGAGAGUCGAAGCUGUGGCCGCUCGGCCCGGUUCGUCCACUCGCCUACAAGGCCUUUUCCUUCACUGUCCUUAACGGCAGCAAGGGAGCCAUUACAGUCGUGCUGAAGGUCCACCAGCAGCUUGUCUGCUUCAUCGGCUGUCAUUUGCCUGCGUCGCACAAGGAGCGCGGCAAGGCGCGGGCGUUUAUUCGAAGCAAAAUCGCAGCGAUGUACAGUUACGAGAAGGGCGUCGACUUCACGCGUGUUUUCCACCACAUCUUCUGGGCCGGCGACUUCAACUUCCGGUGCCUAAUCUCCUCAAAAAAAGCGCUAGACAUGCUGAGAGCGGGCAAACUGCAAGAGCUCCAGCAGUACGACGAGCGGGCGCUGGAAGCUGGCAAGGAGAUGGAAAUGCAUCGAUGGGUGGAGGCGCCAAUCACGUUCCUUCCCACGUACAAGAAGCGCGACGGGCGACCGCCGCUCGACAUGUCGAAGCCGGAUUGGGUUGAGGGGGAGUAUCAAGUCACGAUGAAGAAAAAAGGAAUGCUGGGAGCAACCAAAACCGUCGAUCGUCCCCCAUCGUGGUGCGACCGCAUUACCCGGUGGUCUCGAGGCGAACUCGAGUUCAACGUCUACUCAAGCAGCGACGAGUACUUCGCCGCCACGCCAAGCUCCCGCACGAUUCUCAUGGCCAGCGACCACGCGCCUGUGGGCGGCGGAUUUUCGCUGUACGCGCUGGAUCCCAAGUUCACCUUGCCGAAAACAUUCAUGGCAGAUCCCUCAGAGCAGUUUGAGCGUGCUGAGAGCUGA
Molecule: messenger RNA, 1917 nt
Organism: Besnoitia besnoiti
Lineage: Eukaryota; Apicomplexa; Conoidasida; Eucoccidiorida; Sarcocystidae
Product: endonuclease/exonuclease/phosphatase family protein
Exons: 11
Coding region: 1-1917 (638 amino acids)
Biological process (GO): phosphatidylinositol dephosphorylation
Molecular function (GO): phosphatase activity
Source: RefSeq, a predicted model, not a curated record